AUGCGUGCCAAAAUGCUGCACCUGGGAGGAACCCAGCUACAGAAGGUUUUUCGAAGCCUUGAAGGCACCGAAGAGUUUUCGAUGGUUCUAAUUGAAAAACCAUGGUUCGAUGUAGCCAUCGAGAGAUUGGAUGCGUUUUUCAAACCGCGUAAGCAAGACGUGCUCGAAAGACACAAAUUGCGCAAUAUGAAGCAGGAUGUUAACGAACGUUUCGCACAUUUCGUCCUACGUUUGCGACAGCAACUGAUGGAUUGUGGUUUGGAUAAAUAUUCCAACGAGAUAAGAAAGGAAAUAAUCCCCGUCAAGGAUGAGUCUUCCACUGAUUGUCCGGGGAAAGUGUACUACAGUUUUUACACCGGAAACGACACGAAUGUAAUCAUUUGUCAACUAGGAGGCAUCGAUACGGAGAGGUUCGUCGUUUUAGGACCGGAAGCGAAUUUAAUCACGGUUAAAACCUGGGAUUUUCUCAAGGCCAAUGAAAUCAACGUUCAAGAAUGCGUAAGAGGAAGCAACAGAAUCUUGAAAGCGUACGGUAGUGAUACUCCGUUGAAAAUGUUGGCAUUUUUCAAGACCAUCGUGAAAGUAAGAUCUCGUUCAGUGGAAGCAGAGUUUUUCGUAGUAUCAGGCGGUCAGCGUUACUUGUUGGGCGAUACUACUUCUAAGCAACUUGGUGUUUUGAAAGUUGGCCAUGAAGUGAAUCAGGUGAUGAAUAGAGACGAUGCAAACAUGCCGUUUUCGAAAAUAGUUGAUGUACGUGUGCAUAUCAAGAUGAAUCCAGAAAUCACUCCAUGUUCCCAACCGUUGCGACGCAUUCCUAUCCCUAUGGAAGUGGUCGUGAAUAAAAAGCUAGAGGAACUGCUGAGAAGAGAUAUAAUUGAAGCGAAGAAGGGACCUGCUACGUGGGUAUCGCCACUGGUGGUAGCCAAGAUAAUAAAUGGAGAUAUACUUUUAUGUGUGGAUUUGCGGCGCGUCAACCAAGCUGUGAUCCGAGAUCGACAUCCGAUGCCUAUCAUCGAGGAAAUUUUGAUGAGAAUUGGAAAAGGGAAAUUGUGGACCGUUUUAGACAUAAAAGAUGCAUUUUGUCUGCUAGAGCUGGAUGAUGAAACGCGAGACAUCAUGACUUUUAUCACUUAUCGUGGUUUAUACCGCUUUAAACGCCUGCCUUUCGGUUUGGCUUCAGCGCCAGAGAUUUUUCAACGGGCAAUGGACGAAAUUCUUGCCGAUUGCGAAGGCUGCUAUUGGUAUCUGGAUGAUGUAGUUAUAAAAGGAAGCACUGUGGAGGAGCAUGAUGCUCGUUUGAACAAGGUAUAG
Toxorhynchites rutilus septentrionalis is the source of this 1311-nucleotide messenger RNA. RefSeq lists its product as uncharacterized. The record is from RefSeq and is a predicted model, not a curated record. The transcript has 2 exons. Bases 1 to 1311 code for a protein of 436 amino acids. Lineage: Eukaryota; Metazoa; Arthropoda; Insecta; Diptera; Culicidae.